AUGCGAAGUUUUUAUCUUUUCUUUUGCAUUAUUAUGUUGUCACCUAUUACUUAUGUUUUUACUGUUUGGUGCUUUGUAGUAAUUUUGCAUACAGAAGCACAUAUAUUCUUUUGUAAUUUUGAAUCAAAUUCGACUUGUGGUAUUGAGAAUGGUAGUCCUAUCGACCCCGAACCACCUUCUAUUAAUUUUACAAUUCAAUCACCUCAAACAAUCACUUAUCAAGAUCUUGGUCCCUUCUCCGGUCAUUCGUUUUUCUAUUGGUCUCGUUCUGACAAUUUUCCACAUGCUGAAGAAUUCAAUGGGCGAGCGCAUACUCCAAAAUUUAAUCAAACCAAUGGUGAAAAUAUGUGUCUAGAAUUUAUGUACUACAUUAAAUCAACUGGUACUGAUAAUGGUACUUGGUUAGAUGUAUCUACAGGAGGAUGUUAUGCAGCAUCGUUGUUUUUUAUCGAACAAGAUGAUAGUAAUGGAUGGCAAACGAUAACUGUACCAUUGCAUAAAGGUAACUGUUCUAUCUCACUUUAUUUUACAGUUAAUCAAAGAACACCGGUAAGAAUGGCACUAGCUCUCGAUAAUAUCAUAGUCGAUUGGUGUGACGCUCUUAUAGAAACAACUACUAUUCCUGGUAUUAGUAAUUCUUCACAAUUGAUUUUUAAUACAUCAUUUUUUGUCUUAAUUUUUAUUUUAUUUCUAUUAAAAUAA
Adineta steineri is the source of this 702-nucleotide messenger RNA. NCBI's taxonomy places the organism in Eukaryota, Metazoa, Rotifera, Eurotatoria, Adinetida, Adinetidae. The record is from the annotation of a GenBank genome assembly.